GGAGCGCGGGGUUUGAUGGGAAGGAGUUGGCCGGGCCCAUAUCCCUGUCACUGGCUGGUGCUGUCCGCUCUGGAGGCGGACUGCGCGGUGGUGGCCGAAACUGGCAGAGGUGGACGCCAGCGCCGGGCUUUGCCCGUUUCUACCUGAAGCUGUGAAUUCCUUUGGACAACUGAUGAUAUUUAUUAUUGUGCCCAGUUUCUACAAAUGAAAAAUGGGUGGAUUAUUUUCUCGAUGGAGGACGAAACCUUCAACUGUAGAGGUUCUGGAAAAUAUAGAUAAGGAAAUUCAAGCAUUGGAAGAAUUUAGGGAAAAAAAUCAGAGAUUACAAAAAUUAUGGGUUGGAAGAUUAAUUCUGUACUCUUCAGUCCUCUAUCUAUUUACAUGUUUAAUUGUAUACUUAUGGUAUCUUCCGGAUGAACUUACAGCAAGACUUGCCAUGACACUCCCAUUUUUUGCUUUCCCGUUAAUCAUCUGGAGCAUAAGAACAGUGCUUAUUUUCUUCUUUUCCAAGAGAACAGAAAGAAACAAUGAAGCAUUGGAUGAUUUAAAAUCCCAGAAGAAAAAAAUACUUGAAGAAGUCAUGGAAAAAGAAACUUAUAAAACAGCUAAAUUAAUUCUUGAAAGGUUUGAUCCAGAUUCAAAGAAAGCAAAGGAGUUUGAGCCACCGUCUGCUGGAGCACCUGUAACUCCAAGACCUGGACAAGAGAUUCGUCAGCGAACUGCCGCUCAAAGAAACCUUUCUCCAACACCAGCAGGCUCCAGCCAAGGCCCUCCUCCGCAAAUUCCAGUUUCUCCUGGACCACCAAAGGACACUUCAGCCCCUGGUGGACCCCCAGAAAGAACUGUUACUCCAGCCUUAUCAUCAAAUGUGUUACCAAGACGUUUUGGAUCCCCUGCUACUUCAGUGCCUGGAAUGGGUCUUCAUCCUCCUGGUCCACCUUUAGCAAGACCCAUUCUGCCUCGAGAACGAGGUGCUCUGGAUAGAAUUGUUGAAUAUUUAGUUGGUGAUGGUCCACAGAACAGGUAUGCCCUUAUAUGUCAGCAGUGUUUUUCUCACAAUGGCAUGGCUUUGAAAGAAGAAUUUGAGUACAUUGCUUUUCGUUGUGCCUACUGUUUUUUCUUGAAUCCUGCUAGAAAAACCAGACCCCAGGCUCCAAGACUUCCAGAAUUUAGUUUUGAAAAGAGGCAGGCAUUGGAAGUCUCAAAUACAGUUGGUUCCUUGCCCUCAGGAAGCGUAAUUUCAUCAGAGAACCAGAUCAAUGAAGGAGGAGCAAUACCCCAGAUGUCUCAUUUUCUGUCAGAAACCUCCGGAAUGAAGUCUAACUGGCUCAAACUCAACCCUAAUAAGGAUGAGGCAUAAGGCUUUUGAAAUUUUUGGACCACUCUUGGAACAACACAUGAAACCUUGGAAAGGUUUCAUCAAAGAAGGAGCGCUCGCUAGAAGAAAGAAAUUCCUCCUGUUAACUGCUCAUUUGAAUUCCUAAAAUUUUUUCUAAAACUAUGUACACAGAUGUUUUGGUAAUAAAACAUUAGAGAAAACAAAAAAAUUAAGACUGUCACUUUAUUCUAAGGGCAUGCUAGAUAUGGUAUGUCAAAGUAAUGAGCUGGUUUUUAGUUUCUUUGGUUUCUUUUAUUGUGAAAUGAAUAGUACAGUAAUAUUUGAGUGUCUGCUAAGCCGUGUUAAAGUCAGUUUAUCAGUUUUUCUUCUUUUUAAAAUGUGUUUUUCAAAAUAAUUGAUUCAUAGCAUUCUUUUUGUUAGAUAUGAUAAUAAUUAGAGUACAAGGUUACUACACUAUUAAUAUUCCAGUAUAGUGAUUUGGAGUUAGCAUGUUUAAAAAACGUUAAUACUGUUUUCGUUGUUCAGUUAUAUUUAGUUAGAUCUUAUGUAAUUCUUUUAGUAGAAUAUAGCUUUUAUUCACUGGAAAUAACUUGCUAGUAAUAAAACUCAUGGCAUCUACUUAGUACUAUCGAAAAUAGCAAGUACAAUUUAUAUAAGGUGAAAUUUAUCUUGAAAUCCGAUUUUUGCUCUUCCCUUUCUUUUGUUUCAACAAUAAUACUGUUACCCUUAGGUUAUGUUGAACUAAGGAAAGUUCUGUUUUUAGUUUUGCUUAUUAGGUGCUUUAGGAAAUUGUACUAUUUGAUAAUGUAGAUUUUAUUGAAUUCUAUGUAUCAGAUCAGAAAAACUUAUUUUUAGCUAUGUAUAGCUUACUCAAGAUGUAAACUUGCCUAUAUUAUGUUUUUUUCAUGCUUGUUUUAGACAUAGAGAUCUUUUAGCCUGUUGGUUUCCUUUUCUGAAACACCUUCACCUAAUAGUUUUACAUUAUUGCUUAAUAAUGACAUUCUAAUGACUCAUCUAAUGGAUUUGUUCACAAAUGGUAAAUAAUUACACAACAUCUUUAUGUUUAAAAUGAGCUAUUUUCUCAUAGGUGGUUAUCAUUUAUUUGAAUUUUAUUCAUUGAGCCAGUAAGUUGCAUUUUGGGAUGAAAUUUGUGUCUUUGGUCCUUGAAUAUAAGUUGGCUGUUUUUCUUAAGGCAGAAAAAUCUUUAAAACACUUUAAAAUCUGUGAGUUAAAGACAAAUUGUCCAUUUUAAUUUAACAAAUUUCCUUUGGGUGAGUUUUAUAGUCUGUACAUAUAGUAGGUACUGAUAUGUUAGCAAGGCAAAUUUUUUUUAAAGUUAUUGUAAAAAGGAAUAAGAAGUAAGAAUCUAAAUCACCAAAAUAUUAGGAGUUUUGGAAUACAUAAUAUAAAUAGACUCAUGUAUUUUGCUGCAGAAAUUAUGUGUUUCUUUUGGAGAUGUAUGAAAUUGUUUUGUUAACUAUUCUUUAAUUUUUUUAGAGAAUUAUCCUUUCAAGAGCUAGAAUAAAAACCUAAAUGGACGGUGGUCUUCUUAAAUGUUUUUGCAUGUUUGUGGUUUAUAGGUGAGGCAGUGGCAGUGUUCAUUAUACAGUUACAUUCAGUUUUAUGAGGUUGAGCUAUCUAGCUGAAUUGAAGCUUUACCCAACCAGAAGCCAAUUGUUACAAUUUGGUGGGAAAAGCUUUUCUGUCAAGAAUAUUGGGGUAGGAGAAUAGAAGGGGAAGGAGUCAGGUAAGGAACAAAUCCCAUGGAUCAUUUUUGUUUUAUCACAUUGUGAUAGAUUGUUUUCUUGGCAUUACAGAUGUCAAAGGUGAUUUAAAAAAUUUUCCUACAGAUGGAAUUAGGUCAUUCGAGUAACCUUGUAUUAAUUUUAGUCUUAAACUGGUGCUGCACAGGGAAGAGUAGACCUGUUUAAUUAGUGUGAACAUGAAAUAUGGUUUCUCUUUUGGUAUUUUAUGCCCAAAUAUUGACAUCUACUGUAAUGAAUUUUAUACCACCAAGCUAUUAUAUAUAAACUACAGCUUCACAGAAGAAAUUUACUGUUUUUAUUAGAACAGGCAAAUGAUACUCUCCCACAGAAAAAAAGUAAGUACUUUUGGAAUAUAUUUAAUUAUGUUUUUAUGAAGUUCUGUGGUUUAGUUAUUAAACUGGUAUGUAAUUAAAUUUCUGUUAAUCUUGUGCAUCUAGUUCACUUAAAGCUUGUAGUGAUGACCUCUCACAAAAUGACACUGACAUACAUACACUGAAUAUCUGUGUUGUUUAGACUAGCUGAUAUCUGCAUUAUAGGUAUCAUGACACGUACCAAAUUUUUGUAGCAUUAACUGCUAUUAAUAUUACUUUUCUACAGAUUAACCUGGGGGAAGAAAAGUAGUCAUUUAAUACGCUUUUUGUUCUCAAACCCUAUUCAUCAUUUCACCAUUUUUUAGUCUUCUGUAUAUUUUCUGAAAUACAAUAUAGUAUUGAUGAGCAGGUUUUGUGUAUAAUGUUAUUUUCUAAUUAUGAAAAUAAUUGACUUUUGUAGAAUUCACGUGUAUUUCUUAGAAUUCACCUCUAUAUAUGUUAACAAAAUUAAGUAUUAUAAUUUUUCUCUUUGUAUUAACUGCUUCUUUAAGAUUCCAGAAUUUUAAAAUUUGUAUUGUAUUUGACUGGGGAUGUGUCUGUUUCUGAAAAUAAUUACAUCACAAAGCUUUAAUAUCAUAAAUCAUAAACUUUGAUACCUCUCCUGUUUAAUACUGAGUUAAUCUGUCAAAACAGAUAACAAACUAUGUGGGCCCAUGUUCACUGAAGCAUGCUUAUUGAUGAGUUGAGUCCUGAGUUCUGAGCUUUUUGUUUUUUCAUUUCGUGUAACUUUAUUGGAGGGUUUACUAAAUCAUAACCACUUGUAAAAUUCUUGGCAAGUAAGUAUUGCUCUAUGGCCAGAGAGUGGUAGAAAACAGUGACUCUUAAAAUUCUACCCUGGAUAAAUUCUGUGAAGGUAGAAUUACAAAUGGUUAUUGACUUAGCUUGUGGCUCAGCUGGUAAAGAAUCUACCUGCAAUGUGGGAGACCUGGGCUCAAUCCCUGGGUUGGGAAGAUCCCCUGGAGAAGAGAAGGGUUAUCCACUCCAGUAUUCUGGCCUGGAAAAUUCCAUGGACUGUAUAGUCCAACGGGGUCGCAAAGAGUUGGACAAGACUGAGUGACUUUCACUUAUUGACUCCUGAAGUGUUCCACUAAACAGUUUGCUUGCCCUUGUAGCAGAAAUGGUCUGUACAUGUCCAUAGAGUUUCAUUUCACUUUCUGCUUUUCCUUUGACCACUGGAUAUAACACAACUUCAUGUAACACGACUCGACCUCCUGCUUUUCAACUUUGGAUUUUUGUAAGAUUCCAAGUGGUGCACAGUGCCAUUUUAUGUUCCUUUUACAAUAAAAAUAGCAUUUUUGUGACAUGUGAACAUUCCUCAUCUUUUUGUGAGCAUAUGAAGUUUCCAUACAGUAAACCCCAUUAACUUAGAUGUCCCUAGCUAUGCAGUUUUGGCUUUUUGUUCUAUAUAUAAAAAGAGAGAAAGAGAUUGUGAUUAAUUCCAUAAACUAGAGUUGAAAAUAUCUUUAAAAAUAAGUUAAAAAAUUAUUUUCAACUCCACAUAGAGUAUGUUAUAUAAUUUGUAUUUAUUAAAACUGAUAUGAUAAAACCAUGAAUUUAUAAAACCUCCAUGUAAACGUGUACAUAUUUUCUUUAAAAAGUAUUAAUUUUGUUAUCAAAAUACUGGCAUUUAUUAUAUGCUAAGUUGCUUUGGUUGUGUCCGACUCUUUGCGGCUCUAUGGACUAUAGCCCGCCUGACUCCUCUGUCCAUUGGAUUCUCCAGCAAGAAUACUGGAGUGGGUUACUAUUCUACAAGGAACAAAAGUAGAACUUUUUACUAGUGUAAACUAGCCUGUCCUCCAGAUUUUUGAAACAGUAGCAUUUGUAAUAUAAGGGAUCAUCUGUGAGGGUAUGAAAAUCUCCUUAUUUGCUUUGCUUGAUGUAGUUUAACCAUAUUUCUCCUAGCAGUAAUAUUAGUUGCUAUUUAUUACAGAAACAAAACACAGAAACACCUCAAAGUUAGGUGUUUAUCUUUGAUUUGGAAAUUGAGUGGCCCAAAACUCUGCUCCUGUCAUUUCCUUCCCUUUCCUAUUCUUUAAACUUUGAGGAAUUAAAGUUAUUAAAUUAUUAUUAAGAGAUAUGAGUUUAAUGACACUCAAAAGAGAGUUUGAAGGGAGUAAACCUUCGGAUUAGGAACCAAUGCCCUUACUUGGCCUCUGCUAAUGGAGACAGAGGCAAAAGACUCUUCCCUUUCGCUCCCUAGCAUUCAAGGUAUGUAGCAUAUUCUGACCCAGAGGUUUAAAUCCCAAGGACUUGUCUUGCACAGGGAUGAAGGAAGACUUGUCUUGACUUUGGAAAAGGUGGAUCCAGACCCCCACAGUCAUGGAUAAUAGAGGUGUAAAUCAGUGUGGGAAAUCACACCACCUAUACACACAUAUGCAUCCUACAAAGGUACACAUUUACGCAUUGGUCACAGUGUUGCCUGGACGCAAGAGACACUAGUUCCUUCAGGAAACAUAAUCUGGGAGUUAGUGCAUUUGCUGCUUUUGCUGGGCUGUUGUUGUCUUAUAAUACAUAAUUCUAUUUUAAUUUUGAUAUAUUCAGACAUUCAGCUUUCAAAUCCAUCUUUAGGAAGGUUCUUAAGUAUUAUGAUAGUUCAUUUAUUUUGUGAAUGAUGGGGCUUUAGGUAAAAUUAUGUUUAUGGGUAUGUUUCCCCCAAAUUGUUUUUUCCUUCAUUCAUACCAUUUCAUAUAUGGUAUGCUAUAGGGAUAGGCUUCCAAAGUGGCUCAGUGGUAAAGAAUCUGCCUGCCAAUGCAGGAGACAUGGGUUCGAUCCCUGGGUUGGAAAUAUCCCCUAGAGAAGGGCAUGGCAACCCACUCCAGUAUUCUUGCUUGGAAGAUCCUGUGAAUAGAAGAGCCUGGUGAGAUCCAGGGAUUGCAAAAGAGUCAACGUGACUUAGCAACUGAGUAUGCAUGCAUGAUGUACUUAAGUACAUUAAAAAGAUAUAUUUUAAGGAUAAUGUUAGACUAUUCUUCUGUUUCUUAGUUUCUUUGCACAUGCUUAUCUUAUUUAGUAGUUAUUAACAUUGACUAUUCCUAAAGUUUUUAUUCUUUAUCUUUUCAGAAUCUUUAGAAGAACAAGAUGUUCUAGAUAAUAGUACAGAACAGACAGAUGACAAAAUACCA
Bubalus bubalis (water buffalo) is the source of this 6598-nucleotide messenger RNA. It is a transcript of the gene LNPK, whose product is annotated as lunapark, ER junction formation factor. The record is from RefSeq and is a predicted model, not a curated record. Lineage: Eukaryota; Metazoa; Chordata; Mammalia; Artiodactyla; Bovidae. The coding region runs from base 212 to 1360 and encodes 382 amino acids. Gene Ontology annotation, cellular component: endoplasmic reticulum tubular network. The transcript has 14 exons. Gene Ontology annotation, biological process: endoplasmic reticulum tubular network organization.